Naegleria fowleri is the source of this 1329-nucleotide messenger RNA. RefSeq lists its product as uncharacterized. The coding region runs from base 1 to 1329 and encodes 442 amino acids. NCBI's taxonomy places the organism in Eukaryota, Heterolobosea, Eutetramitea, Acrasida, Naegleriidae. The record is from RefSeq and is a predicted model, not a curated record. The transcript has a single exon.
AUGGCCAGAGGAUCUUCAGGUAAAUCUUCUUCGUCAAAGGAAUCCAACAACGGGUCAAGCACCAAGUCUGAAGUACCUCUCUCGUGGAAACCUCUUUGUUUGGACCAAGUGAUCAUUCCGAGUCAAUCAAAACCACCACCUUCUGAGGGAGCCGAUGUUCAGGUCAAUGUAAAGUCAAGACAAGUUAAAGGAUUAACCACAUGUCCGAGUGAUUGUCUCUUCCGAACUCAUCAAUAUGAAUUUGUCAUCACUCCAUCCAUGGAGUUGCUUGAAUGGGCUGGAUGUAAAUUCGGAUAUUAUGCCAUGAUUAAAUUAUUUACUCUUAUUAUUGGAGGUGUAAACAAUAGUGAUGAUGAUGAUGAAGAUGAAUCGGCCAAUGCAUCAGAACAACAACAACACCCACAGAAUGAUGAUCAUUGGAUGGAAUGUUUCUCAGACGAUAGCACACCCGUAAUUCUUCAAUCCUUUAUGGAAGAUUACGAUAAACAAACAGUUUGGAAAAUCACCUUGUACUGGCCCACCAGUUGUAGCUACAAAUUCAAUUCCAAAGCCACUUUCCGAUUUGAGAUUGAUGUCUUUCGGUCCAAUGCCUCAAACCGAGAUGAAAUGAAGAAAGUAGCAACGAAAAUAUCCUCUCCUUUCCGAGUAUUAUCAAAGCCUGAAGUCUAUUUGAAAAGUAUUUCAAAACCUCCAAAGAAGAAAGCUAAAUCAUCCACAACAACAACAACAACGAGUGGAAGGCAGAAAAAGAACAAUAAGAGGAAAAAGAGCUCCAAAUCAACGACGGAAUCUUCAGAAGAUGUUGUCGAAACGGAGGAAUCCGAGUCGACUCAAUCCAUGGUCAUGGAAGAAGAACCUCCCCAAACCAAACUAAAAACAGACCCCUCUCUCCUGUUGUCCUCUUCAGAGCUCGUCCUAGAAUCGGGAGAAGCCUUCUUCUCAUUUCCUUCAUCUCCUCCACUAUUCACGAAUGUGGUGAAUCGUGGUGUGGUGGGCCCACCACCUACGACUAGUAGUAGUAGUAGUAGUACCACUGUAACUCCACAAUCCCCAAUUCUUCCACUCGGACGAUCCUCUUGUCCUCAGCCUCCACUCUCCUCUUCUGAUCUUAAUAUUAGCUCACUCUCUUGCACUUCAGAGAAUGAUCAAACUCUUCACCAAGCACAACCUCCACCCUCCUCGUCACAAGAAUUCUUCACAAAUUUCCUCCUGACACCUCCACUCUCGCAGCAGGGACUUCAAAGCGAGGAUGUGGUAGGUGAUUCGUUUUUCAAUGCUGAAUUCCCGAGCCUUUCGCAAAGUAGCAAUAACAUGUUGCCCUCUCAGUAG